Megalops cyprinoides (Indo-Pacific tarpon) is the source of this 5027-nucleotide messenger RNA. Its product is annotated as ATP-dependent RNA helicase DDX3X-like. Gene Ontology annotation, cellular component: nucleus; P granule. The coding region runs from base 254 to 2752 and encodes 832 amino acids. Gene Ontology annotation, molecular function: ATP binding; RNA helicase activity; RNA binding. The transcript is spliced from 23 exons. The record is from RefSeq and is a predicted model, not a curated record. Lineage: Eukaryota; Metazoa; Chordata; Actinopteri; Elopiformes; Megalopidae. Gene Ontology annotation, biological process: gamete generation; cell differentiation.
GGAAGGUGCCGGUUAAAAGCUCGGGCUGAGUUGAGCUACGGACGUAACUAGCUAGCUACGCGAAACUGAAGGAAAACAAAGAUAUAUUUAUAUAAUUUAAACACAAUAUUUGUAUUAAUAAAGUUACUUUGACCUUUCUAUACAUUUGUACCGUAGGAGGAAAACGACGAAGGGAAACACCAAGACGUUUGGCUAGAUAGCUAACAAAGAAAAGCCUUUCUCAAAAGAAAUAAUUCCUCAUAAUUCCAUAGUUAUGAGUCAUGUGGCCGUCGAAAAUGCACACGGUCUAGAUCAGCAGCUUGCUGCCCUAGACUUGAACUCUGCAGCUGAGGGGCAGGGUGGAGGUGGUACUGGCAGGCGUUACAUUCCACCUCAUUUGCGGAACAAAGAGGCUUCCAAAAAUGGAAAUGCUUAUGCCUCUGGUAGACAGAGCGGUUAUUCAGUGGCACCAGUGAGGAGCUUUUCUCCCAAACAGUACCCUCAAACUUGGUAUCCAGAACGCAACCAUAGACACAGAUCUAACUAUACGAAAGGAUGGAAUGACUGUAGGACCGGUUACCCAAGCUGCGGUUCCCAGGAGCUUUCGUUUUAUCAGGCGUACAGGGGUGGCUGGCCUGACAGACGCGCCUCUCCCACCCACACAGACUGCAGUGUCACCACUGAUGCCAAUGACGACACAGCCAGUGUGCUCAGCUGGGCUGAUCGCUGCGAUUCUCCUGGAUGGGACGGGGGGCGGAGCAAUGGCUUUGUGAAUGGCUACCACGACGGCAGGGACAACCGGAUGAAUGGCGACCGCAGCUUCGGCGGACGGGGACCCUCUCGCUCAGACAGAGGUGGACGUGGUGGGUACCGUGGCAACAGAAGCGGCGGCUCCUUUAACCAGACCCAGCCGAUGCAGACUGCAGGAUUUGGUUAUGACAACAAAGAUGGUGGUGGAUGGAACUCUGGGAAGGACAACAGAGACGCCUACACUAGUUUUGGAGGGCGCUCUGACAGAGGGAAAUCUUCUUUCUUCAAUGACCGAGGCUCUGGGUCCAGAGGAAGGUAUGAGCGUCCCGGCUUCGGCACCCGAGAUGGCGGAGGAAACAGCCGCUGGGUGGAGGACUCCAGGGAUGAGGAGGACUGGUCCAAGCCGACGUCUCCCAACGAGCGCCUGGAGCAUGAGCUGUUCUCUGGAAGCAACACAGGGAUUAACUUUGAGAAGUACGAUGACAUUCCUGUGGAGGCCACCGGCUCCAGCUGCCCUCCCCAUAUUGAGAGCUUCCACGACGUGGACAUGGGAGAGAUUAUCAUGGGUAACAUCACCCUGAGCCGCUACACCAGACCCACUCCUGUUCAGAAGCACGCUAUUCCCAUCAUCAAGGCCAAGAGGGACCUGAUGGCCUGCGCUCAGACAGGCUCUGGAAAAACCGCAGCGUUCUUGCUCCCAGUACUGAGCCAGAUUUACUCUGAUGGUCCAGGAGAGGCCCUGCAGGCUGUGAAGGCCAGCAGCCAGGAAAAUGGAAAAUACGGACGCCGAAAGCAGUAUCCAAUCUCUUUGGUCCUGGCCCCUACCAGAGAGCUGGCUCUCCAGAUAUAUGAUGAAGCCAGAAAGUUUGCGUACCGCUCCAAAGUGCGCCCGUGUGUUGUGUACGGAGGGGCUGACAUUGGCCAGCAGAUCAGGGACCUGGAGAGAGGCUGUCACCUGCUGGUGGCCACGCCUGGCCGUCUGGUGGACAUGAUGGAGAGAGGGAAGAUCGGCUUGGACUACUGCAAUUACUUGGUACUGGAUGAGGCUGACAGAAUGCUGGACAUGGGCUUUGAGCCUCAGAUUCGCCGCAUCGUGGAGCAGGACACCAUGCCACCUAAGGGCCUCCGCCAGACCAUGAUGUUCAGUGCCACUUUCCCCAAGGAAAUCCAGAUCCUAGCCCGCGAUUUCCUGGAGGAGUACAUUUUCCUGGCUGUAGGCCGAGUUGGCUCCACUUCUGAAAACAUCACUCAGAAGGUGGUUUGGGUGGAAGAGAGUGACAAGCGGUCUUUCCUGCUGGAUCUGCUGAAUGCUACAGUCAUACCCAGUGAGGUUCAGGAAAAUUCCACUGAAAACCCAGAGAAACCCGGAAAAGACUCCCUCACCUUGGUGUUUGUGGAGACCAAGAAGGGGGCAGAUGCACUGGAGGACUUCCUCUACCGUGAAGGCUACGCCUGCACCAGUAUCCACGGCGACCGUUCCCAGAGAGAUCGUGAGGAAGCGCUCCACCAGUUCCGUUCUGGAAGGUGCCCGAUCUUGGUUGCCACAGCGGUGGCUGCCCGUGGACUUGACAUUUCCAAUGUGAAACAUGUCAUCAACUUUGACUUGCCCAGUGAUAUUGAGGAAUACGUCCAUCGUAUUGGUCGUACUGGUCGUGUUGGAAAUCUUGGUUUGGCUACAUCCUUCUUCAAUGACAAGAACAGCAACAUCACCAAGGACCUCCUGGACAUCUUGGUUGAGUCCAAGCAGGAGGUCCCGUCCUGGCUGGAGAGCCUGGCGUACGAGCACCAGCACAAGAGCAGCAACCGAGGGCGCUCCAAGAGGUUUUCUGGUGGGUUCGGAGCCAGAGAUUAUCGUCAGACCAGCAACAGCAGCAGUAGCUUCAGCAGCCGUGGGAAUCGCAGCACAGGAGGCCACGGGGGAAACCGAGGGUUUGGUGGUGGUAAGGGUGGAUUUGGAAACUUCGGCUACAGCAACGACGGCUAUGGGGGAAACUACUCCCAGGUCGACUGGUGGGGAAACUAAAAAAAUAACUAAAUAAAACUUCAAAAAAAAACAACAACCCACGCGCAGUGGAGGUCACCACGCCAAACUAGCUGAAUGGAAACCACAUGUAACCUAGCCAGACUAUACCCUGUGUAGCUUCAAGAACUCGCAGUACAUUACCAGCUGUGAUUCUCUGACUCCAUUCUGAAAGGGAGCCUGGAAACGGCGGCAGGCAGCCUGCAAGAGAACCAGAGUAUCGCAAAACAUUAGAUGAGCCUGAACAUGGCUGCUGAUAUAAUCGCCCGACAGAAUCUUGGACUCUAGUUUUCCACUGCACCUCAUUUCUUUCUUUGUAAAUCUGAGGAUCAUUUGUUUGUUAAUGUACUGUGCCUUUCAAUUUAGACAGGAAUUUUUAUUUUUGAAAUGUCAUAACUGGCCAGACUUGGCCAAAAGCUCAAUUGUUUUUUUGUUUUUUUUUUGUAAGGCAUAAAAAAGCUUACUGUACUAAAUCAAACCUUGGCAAACACUGGGAUGAUAUGACUUGAGUGAGUCAUUAUUUCCAUUUGAAAUUCAAAUUGUCACAGGGACAUCAGGUAGCCUGCAAUACAGGCUAGCGCACAGGUUUGGGAUCCAUCACAGAAGCAUUUGAAUUAAAGGUGUUGAUUCCUUGUGUGGCAAUUGUAUUUUAAGGGACACAGAGUUCGAACUUUUUUGCUCACUCUAUCCUGGAUAGGCUCCUAUUAGGGAUAUGGUAGUCUUGAAAAAGCCAUUCCAGUUGUGAUCGUAAUACUCACAAAAGUAAUGAAACGCUUGUGUCUUAACGCUUGUUCAGGCACACAAUGCUGGAAUUUGUUACUCCACUUCAUGGAAUUGACUUGACAGUUCAGGCAGCUAGAUAAAGUACCACGAGCUAGCCAUUAAGUGGGGGACGGCGUUUUUUUCCGUUAAUUUCUUCUUACUUGAAACAUUUUAGGGGGAAAUUGAAAAACGUGUUUGCGUUUUUCCAUGAAAUGUUUCUCAUACUUAACAGAAAGCUAUAUUGAAAAAAAACGACACAAAAGCCUGCCGUAUCUGAAAGUUCUGAAUGGCUACACAUGGACCACGAAUGCCGAAGCGGCCCUGCAGAACGUUAUGGCCAAUUCGAAAUUAUACGCAUGCUAGUGUUGUUGUUUUUUGGUCAAGGCGCGAAAACCGAUGAAUUCUGCAGCAGGCUUUACUUUAUUACCAACACGUAUACAUUUUUCUCUUUUCAAGCUGCGUUAAAAAAAUUCCGAAAUGACAUCGUUCGGCUUACUUGGAGGAGGCAUGGCUCCUUUAUUCAAAGACUAGAGCAGGUGGGGAGGGAUUGCAGAGGUCAGUAAUGUACAGGGAAAACUGCACAGGGUGUCAGUGAGGGCAGUCGCAAGUGCAGUUGGAUGCACCACCAUUUUAGUUGCGUAGGUUUCCAUUGCAUACUGGCUGUGUAUUCCACUUAAACAGGCCAAAGAAGGGGUUUUCCCUCCACAUGGUAACAUCAAUGCUGGCGUCUCCUCUGGGAGCUAACUAGUUUUGAUGUGCAUUUAAAAUUGUUGGCCAGGGAGCCAAUAUCAGCUUCCUUUAAGAAGGUUGCUGAGUGGAGGGGUAAGAAAUGGCAUUUAACUUUAAGUGCAAUAGAUUUAUGCUCAAGUGUGUUGUGCCUUGAAACUUUUUCAACAAAUUAAAGAAUUGAAGCGGAUGCACUGACAGUAUUGAGGUAACUUAAGAUGACUGGUGCUAUUUAAGUUAGGUCUAGGCCCUUGUAUGUUGUACCCAUCAAGUUUUACAAAGUUAUUUUAUUGCACAUCUAGAGUUUUAUAUAAAUGUCUUGAGUGCGUGUCCUUAAGCUUCCAAAUAUUGUGUGUGGAGAUUGUUAAACGCAGCUUGUUUACAAAAGGGGAAGGGCUCUUGAUAUUUAACCAGGAUUUAUUUGGGACCAGGGGGAUUAGCAGUUGGGAAUUUAGCUAUUUGCACACAGAUUUCUAGAUUCUACUUUUGCUGCUAGUUGUGUAAUUUAUUAAGCAUUUUUUGAAAAAUAUUUAUUUUUAUAAGCCUAAAAGUGAUUCUUUGAACGUUUCAAGAAACUUGACCAAAAGACAGUACAAAAACACUGGCACUUGAAUGUUGAAUGUCACCCGUAUGCGUGAAAUUUAUAUAUUUCGGGGUAGUGUGAGCUUUUUAAUGUUAAAGUCAUAUUGGACUCAGUCAAAAUCCACACCUGUUACUGGCCUUGUGGCUAAAUGUUUCUAUAGACUGUAGACUAUUUAAUUGGCUGUCAAAAUUGAAGAAAAAAAAAAAA